Siniperca chuatsi (mandarin fish) is the source of this 2081-nucleotide messenger RNA. RefSeq names its product acidic leucine-rich nuclear phosphoprotein 32 family member E-like. Gene Ontology annotation, biological process: regulation of apoptotic process. Bases 165 to 923 code for a protein of 252 amino acids. Gene Ontology annotation, cellular component: nucleus. The record is from RefSeq and is a predicted model, not a curated record. Lineage: Eukaryota; Metazoa; Chordata; Actinopteri; Centrarchiformes; Sinipercidae. Gene Ontology annotation, molecular function: histone binding; phosphatase inhibitor activity. The transcript has 7 exons.
UCACUGCAGCGGUCGGGCGCGAGCGAAGAUGGAGGUUUAGUUGUCGCCUGAUAUCUCCGGGAGAAGGAAGCCCACUGUGAGAGCGCGCCUCAGUGAACCGUCUUUUAAUUUCAGUUUUCCUUUGUUAUACUUUGUUUUUUUUUGCCCUCUGUUCGGGCUUCAACAUGGAGAUGAAGAAGAGGAUUAGCCUGGAGCUGAGGAACAGAAAUCCAGCUGAGGUGGUGGCGCUGGUGGUGGAUAACUGUCGCUCCAGUGACGGGGAGGUGGAAAGCCUGACGGACGAGUACACGGGGCUGGAGAUCCUCAGUAUGGUGAACGUCGGCCUCACCUCGCUCUCCAAACUGCCCUCGCUGCCCAAACUGCGCAAGUUGGAGGUGAGCGAUAACGCCAUCUCAGGAGGUUUGGACGCGCUGGCAGAGAAAUGUCCCAACCUGACGUACCUGAACCUGAGCGGCAACAAGAUCAAGGAGCUGAGCAGCGUCGAGGUUCUGCAAAACCUGAAGAACCUGAAGAGUCUGGACCUGUACAGCUGUGAAGUGUCCACGCUGGACGACUACAGGGAGGGCGUCUUCGAGCUGCUGCCUCAGCUCACGUAUCUGGACGGAUACGACCAGGAGGACAACGAGGUGCCCGACUCGGAGGCCGACAACGACGAUGACGAUGAAGCCGGCCCACCUGGAGAUGAGGACGAGGAGGACGAGGAUGACGAGGAAGGCUCUGAAGGCGACGAGGACGAGGUCGGCCUGUCGUACCUGAUGAAGGAGGGGAUCCAGGAUGAAGAAGAUGACGGAGACUAUGUUGAAGAGGAUGAGGAAGAGGAGGAGGAGGAGGAGGAAGAUGGAGAUGCGGACGCCGCGGGGGUUCAGGGGGAGAAGAGGAAGAGAGAUGCAGAGGAUGAAGGUGACGACGACGACGAUGAAUAACCCCCCCUCCCCCCCCGUGACUUCUGACCCCGCCGGCCGGACGCCGCCUCAGAGCCGAAGACAGACAGGUUCAGGAUCAGUUCUCAAACACACCUGGGGAAACUAGUUCCACGUUUAUCCCCGUCAUGUGACUGAUGAUGUCAUGGUUAACCCUGUAACAUGUGAUCAGGUCACAGAUCAGCUGACGAACAGGAAGUGUUCAGGCUGAACUCUGCUGUCCGGUGUUGUGAUUGAUGCGUUCAGGUGCAGUAGCGAGCGUAGGUCGUCGGCGUGUCGGCAGCUCCUGCUGCUAGCUGCCAUGCUAACGUUGCUAACAGACGUUCGCUACGUGUCGUAGGUUUCCGUAGCAAACCUGAAGCUGCGUCUUUCUGUCCGCUCUGAUCUGAGGUCAGUUUAUCGUACAGCGCCAGCAGCGAUUGGCUGAGCAGCUCGGGUCAAAGUUACAAACACGGUAAUGUGAACACGGCGUUACGCAGCCCGUAGACGCCUGAACGCCUCGCGCUGCGUUCUUUACUUGAGUAAAUCACCGGAGUACUUCCUCCACCUCUGGGUGUUUGAUCUCUUAGUUUUAUUGAUUAUUGAUCUGAUUUUAAACUCUGACUUCACUUCAGGUCAGCAGGUCACCACCUGUAGGCUGGUCUGUGACUCGAAAGACUACACUACCCAUGAGCCUCAGCAGCUGUUGCUACGGAGACACUUCUAUCCAGCACUGUGACAUCAGAGUUUUUUCUGAAUUGAUCCAAAAAUCGAUCCAGAGGUGAUUUGAUUAAAAUGAGUCUGAAGCUCUCUGAUUGGAUGCUUCUGACAGCAGUGCACUCUGGGAAGAUUUUUGUCUUUUAUAAUAUGACUGAUCCUGCAUUAAGGCUUAGCGUCAGGUGUAACCCCGCCCCCCCCUCACCUGACGGUCUGCGGCUCUGCUCGCGGUCCGGCUCCUCCUGGUCUCUGGUCUCUGUGGAUCCUGGAUCCUGACCCUGGUCUGUGUAAAUAGAAGUGAACUGGUCUCUGUAGGUUUUUGUCGUGUCGUCCUUUUUGCACCUGAACUGUGUUUUACAGGUGAAGCGACUCUCUUCCUCUGAGUUGAUUUUAUUUUUUUAUUCCCGCCUUCUGCUCGUGUCGCUGUAACCGGACAGUUUUUCAAUAAAAACCACUGAAGUCCAA